Messenger RNA from Zea mays, 1620 nucleotides. RefSeq lists its product as uncharacterized. The coding region runs from base 126 to 1376 and encodes 416 amino acids. The record is from RefSeq and is marked predicted. NCBI's taxonomy places the organism in Eukaryota, Viridiplantae, Streptophyta, Magnoliopsida, Poales, Poaceae. Gene Ontology annotation, biological process: translational termination. Gene Ontology annotation, molecular function: translation release factor activity, codon specific. The transcript is spliced from 12 exons.
CCGCCGGAUCUCGUCGGACUCGGAUCCGCCCGACCACCCCGCGCCGCCGCCGCGCAGCAGCAGCAGGCCGAACCCGAAGGCAACGAGGACUAGUAGAUUCAUACUUCCGCCGCCCCGCCGCCGCGAUGCAGUAUCACCUACGCCGAUGCGGCGGAGGCGCCCUCGCCGCUCUCUGGCGGCUCCGCCACAACGCUUCCUCUGCCGUAGCGUCGCCUCCUGUGGCCUGGAGGCGACCCUGCCUUCCUCCACGGUUCUACUCCACCGCCGAGAUGAGCCAGCAGCUCCCUGCGAACCUAGUGGAGAUCAUGGAGCAGAGAAUGAAGUUGAUCGAGCAGAGGAGCGCGUACCUCCAAGAGCAAAUCAACCAGCCAGCCGCCUCGCCGGAAGAGUACUCGAGGGCUAACAAGGAGUUCCGCAAGCUGGAGAGCACCAUGGAGUUGAUCAAAGACCUGAGAUCGAAACAGGAGGAAAUCGAGGGUCUCAAAUCUUUGGUAGCAAAUGAUCAUGAAGAGAAAGACAUGCGUGAGAUGGCAGAAGAGGAGCUUCUUGUGGCUGUCGAGGAGGAGAAACGAUUGCAGCAUGAACUGUUUAGAUCGCUGCUUCCAAAGGAUGAAGCAGAUGAAAAGGAUUGCAUAUUGGAGGUGCGGGCAGGAACUGGAGGAGAAGAGGCUUCUUUGUUUGCAAUGGAUAUAUUUAGAAUGUACGAGAAAUAUGCCCAGAAGAAUGGGUGGAAAUUUGAUGUCAUUGACAUAAUGGAGUCUGCUGUGAAAGGAUACAAGGAAGCUAGUGGAACUAUAUCAGGUCCUGGGGCGUUCGGCAAACUAAAGUUUGAGAGUGGCAUCCAUAGAGUUCAGCGAGUGCCAGCGACUGAGAAAUCUGGACGAAUGCACACUAGUGCUGUAUCAGUUGCUGUUCUUCCGCAAGCUGAUGAGGUUGAUGUCCAGCUGCGAAAUGAGGACCUGAGAAUUGAUACCUACAGAUCAGGUGGCUCUGGAGGUCAGUCUGUCAAUACAACCGAUAGUGCUGUUAGGAUAACUCAUAUUCCAACCGGAACAGUGGUUGCAAUCCAAGAUGAGAGAUCACAGCACAUGAACAAGGCCAAAGCUCUGAAAGUUCUCCGAGCGCGACUGUAUGAGUUGGAGAGGCGUAGACUACACAUGGACAGGUCAAAGCUUCGAUCAGAACAGAUUGGAAGCGGUGACAGGUCUGAGCGAAUCAGAACAUACAACUUCCCACAGGGCCGUGUCACCGACCAUCGCGUUGGAGUCACACACCACUCCAUAGCAGAUGUCAUGGAGGGGGAGAGCCUGGACAUGUUCGUUGAUGCGCUCCUGCUUCAAGAAGAGAUGGACGCCAUUGCUUCAUUUGGCGCAUAGCUAGAUUAAACCUUGCAACAUUGAUUCACGUCAUGGACAAAAUAGAGAUCAGCGAAAAACAAUACCGAGCAGUCCACUAGUGAAUUGCCUGUGCAUUGUGUCCUGUUUUGGCGUGUGCUAGUUUUACAUAAUGCUGAAUUUUUAAUGUAGGCAUGUGUUAUAAUUGUUGCCGAUAAACGUGUCGCUCAUCCAAUUCUUUCCAAACUACAGUUUUGCUGGCAAUGUUUUGUUGUUCGUUCUUUCC